CCGUUGUUUUUGAACACGAUUCCUUGAAUUUUCAUGUUAUUUGAGUAAGUCGUUUUUUGUUAGUUUACAAGAACCGUAAGAACGAUAGAUGUAGAAGUGUUUCUGUCGGUUUACACUGAAACGAGGCUGUGACGACAGCAGGCGUAUAUAUAACAAGCUCUUGGAGCGUGUGUGUGUAAUUCUGUAUUUGUUUUGUUUGAGGCAGACUCCUGGAGUUCAUCUGCAGUUCUCCCUGAAUAUGGCGCUUGUUUGGUACAAUGUACUCAUGCUUGUGUUUGCGCACUUUGUGGUGCCUCAAAGAUAUAUGUCCACACAAUGUGGUGAACCAGAAAAAUAUCCCGACAAGUUUCUGAACAAAAAAUAUCUCCAUAAAUCAGUGUUCAAUAAUGGAAGCACAGUGACAUAUACAUGUGCCCUGGGUUACAUGCCGUCAGAAGGAAGUAAAAUAUCACGGUGUGUGAGAGGACAGUGGACACCCUUGAACAUGAAAUGCCAAAAGAAAAAGUGCAACGCACUGGGUGACAUUGAGAACGGCCACUAUAUUCGAAAUGGACAGUCAUUUGGAGAUGAAGCAAUUGCUGUGUGUAAAGAAGGGUAUGUUUUGAGAGGAGAACGUGUCCGUAUGUGUACGGAAAAAGGUUGGAAUGGGACGGACCCCAUCUGUGAGGUGCCUCAAAGAUAUAUGUCCACACAAUGUGGUGAACCAGAAAAAUAUCCCGACAAGCUUCUGAACAACAAAUAUCUCCAUAAAUCAGUGUUCAAUCAUCGAAGCACAAAGCAUACAUAUGCCCUGGGUUACAUGCCGUCAGACGGAAGAGGACAGAGAGGACAGUGGACAUCCUUGUACAUGAAAUGCCAAAAGAAAAAGUGCAACGCGCUGGGUGACAUAGAGAACGGGCAGUAUAUUCGAAAUGGACAGUCAUUUGGAGAUGAAGCAAUUGCUGUGUGUAAAGAAGGGUAUGUUUUGAGAGGAGAACGUGUCCGUAUGUGUACGGAAAAAGGUUGGAAUGGGACGGACCCCAUCUGUGAGGUGUCGAAGAUCAUCUGUUCAGCACCUGCUGUGGCAAACAGAUUGAUAAAGCCUGGAGAAAGGACACAGUAUGCACCCCAAGACACUGUAACCAUUGUCUGCAGUGAGGGAUUUGAGCUGAUUGGUUUGCCAGACGUCACAUGUGGACCUGAUGGCCAGUGGCAGGGCUUGCCUCAGUGCCGCUCUAAAGGUCAGUUUACAACAGUUGCUGUUCCUAAGACAUGUCCCACUCCUAAUUUGGGAAAGAGCGGUACAGUGAAAGAGCCGAAGUCUGAUUAUGUGCUGGGAGAGUCCAUAUCUGUCACCUGCAAUGAAGGAUUCAUCGGAUCUGGAAUUUUCACGUGUCACGCAAACUCAAAAUGGCACCCAAAUGAGCCAAAGUGUCAACUGAUCACCUGUUCAGACCCUACAGUGGCACACGGAAGGAUAACACCUGGAUCUGGGGUGUACAAACACAAAGACACUGUAGAUGUUGUCUGUAAUGAUGGGUUUGAUCUGAGUGGCCCAGCAAAGGUCACAUGUGGACCAGACGGCCAAUGGCAGGCCUUGCCUGAGUGUCGCCCUAAAAAUAUUUCAGGUAAAUGUGGUCCAGCUCCAUCACACCCUCAUGCUUUCCCCAGAGACCCCAUGCGGAAGGAGUAUCCAUCUGGUACUCGCCUUCGCUACAAAUGCAGUGUAGGAUAUGUGCGGACCAGUGGAAGUUACCUUGUACACUGCUGGAACGGCAGAUGGACAGACGUGCAGCUCCAAUGUGAAAGGAAGAAAUGUGGAUCUGCUGGAGAGAUUUCCAAUGGUCACUUUGAGUACACAGGCGUGUCAUUUGGAGAUUCGGCUACAGCUGUCUGUCAAGAAGGGUAUGAGCUGAUCGGCCCAAAGGUACGGAUCUGCCGGGAUAGAGGCUGGGAUGCAAGGAACCCUGUGUGUGAAUUAAUAUACAUAGAACGUCCAUGGUGGAUGUAAGGGAGCCAGUGGUGUAUCAACUGCAGAGAGAAAAAAAAGGCCUCAAAGAUAUUCCCAACAGCAUACACACCACUUCUCCAAAUCAAGUCAAAAGUUCAAAAUGUUUAUUCCCAGAGGUGCAAAAGUGAAGGUUUUCCACUGACGUGUCAGAGAUAUUUACAAAAAAAAAGUUAAAACAAAAACAUUUGACUAUGUCAAACAGGUUGACCCAAAAGACAGCAAUUAUGCUUUACAAUCAUCACACAACUCACUCUGAGAAGCCAUCUUAAAAAGACUAAGCCCCUCCUUCUCGGACUAAACCAUCUGGCAACCCAAAGGUAAUAAAGAAACUUAAGGAAGACAAACAAAUGUGCUUUAACAGAAACAAAAACAAACAACAACAACAAAAACACUGUUAUACAAUACGAAAAAUAAAAAUAAUGUGAAACAAAAACUCAACUUAUUAUUAAUACUUAUCUUAAAAUGGUGAGCAUUUACUAUGACCGGGUUUUGUCUGUUUGGCAUGGAGAAAUGUUCCAAUACGCAAGUAUGACUUUGCAUGAUAUGUAAAUUUCUAUACAAAACGAUAAACAUUUAACCUGAUCACCGGUCUUGCUUUACUUCUUAACACAGUACAAUACAUAAACCAAUAUGGUGAAGUCAAUCAAUCAUGAAAUGUCAAACUAAGGAAAAAACGACAUAAGGACAGCAACAACAUUACAUCACACAUGAUGAUUGACAACCAUAUCUGUGUUAACUGGUGUUCAAUUUGCGCAAAACAGAUAGGGAAACAUAUGCAUGCAUGUACACAGUCCCAUGUCAAAAUAAGAGUCCCAUCCAUAAUAAGAGUCUCUAGUCACAGAGCCUCACUGUGACAGUGGAUCAGGAAUGAGGGGUUUUAGGGCGGUCUAUAGAUAUGGGAACACAUUAACAAUUGCCUGCUGUCCUGGUUUAAGGCUUGUAGGAGAGCGUUUUGUUACCUGUGGCUCAGAUGGGAAAUGGAGACAAAAACUUCCAGAAUGUGUGUACAAACAAAUGUUCAACUGAAAAAAAACAAAACAAAAAAAAACAAUACAGCUGGCUGUCUCAAAAUUAUAAUGAAGCAUAUAUCUUUUCACUGUAUUUUAUUAAAAUGAGCAAAACUUUAUUUAGUAUUUACUCAGGCUGUUUAUUCUUGCAAAAAAAUCACUCUGAUUUUUCUUUUAAAUAAUAAUUAAUAUUUUAUAUUUACAUAUUCUGUUCAUCUAAAGCUGAUACUAUUUUUAUAGCUUGUUUUCAUGUUUUCUUUUUAAGAAAUAAAAAAGAAAGAACUGUU
Labeo rohita (rohu) is the source of this 3284-nucleotide messenger RNA. Its product is annotated as C4b-binding protein alpha chain. NCBI's taxonomy places the organism in Eukaryota, Metazoa, Chordata, Actinopteri, Cypriniformes, Cyprinidae. The record is from RefSeq and is a predicted model, not a curated record. Bases 239 to 1990 code for a protein of 583 amino acids. The transcript is spliced from 14 exons.